Cimex lectularius (bed bug) is the source of this 1875-nucleotide messenger RNA. Its product is annotated as orexin receptor type 2-like. The record is from RefSeq and is a predicted model, not a curated record. The transcript has 7 exons. Bases 229 to 1335 code for a protein of 368 amino acids. NCBI's taxonomy places the organism in Eukaryota, Metazoa, Arthropoda, Insecta, Hemiptera, Cimicidae. Gene Ontology annotation, molecular function: neuropeptide Y receptor activity. Gene Ontology annotation, biological process: G protein-coupled receptor signaling pathway. Gene Ontology annotation, cellular component: membrane.
ACAACCUAAUUGAAAUAGACAUAUAUGGAUACGAGCGGAUUCUUUUCACCCAUGGGCCCAAAAAGCUGCUGGUUUCAUUUGGUAUUUAGACCAUAACGUCCCGUUGGCGAGUUCUUCCAAUUUAUGUGGACAGACAUGGUUGUAACUCCUUCAGCCUGAUGAUCUUGUUGAAAACAACAAACUUUCAACAGGACAGAUAAUCAAACGAACUGCACGAACGACUAUUGUAUGGAAGAUGAGGAUUAUUUGGACCUGCUUCGAGAACACGUCACUCCGACUUUAUACGAGUGGUUCCUUAUUGGUCUUCACGUGAUUGUUUUCGUGGUCGGCCUGGCUGGAAACACGCUUGUCUGCCUAGUCGUAUACAGGGUGCCGGCUAUGAGGACAGUCACCAACUACUUCAUUGUCAACCUGGCAGUAGCUGACUUUCUGGUUAUACUGUUCUGCCUGCCGACGACUGUCGUCUGGGACACGACGGAGACCUGGUUCUUUGGCACAUUCCUCUGCAAGAUCAUACUUUACCUGCAGACGGUCAGCGUGGCUGUUAGCGUACUCACGCUUACUUUCAUCUCCUUGGACAGAUGGUAUGCUAUUUGCUUUCCUCUCAAAUUCAACUCGACCACAUCAAGAGCAAAAAGCGCAAUUCUCCUCAUAUGGAUCGUCGCCCUCCUUUGCGAUAUUCCGGAACUGCUCACGCUGCACACAUUCAGACUGAAAAACUUCAACGUUGACACGGUCCUGCUCACGCAGUGCACGUCUGCUUGGGGAGACGAGACAGAGAGGAAAUACAACAUAUACAAAAUGGCCUUUCUCUACUUUCUACCCCUGUGCGUCACAUCUAUUGCCUAUUUCAAAAUCGUGAGCGUCUUAUGGAAAUCCGGGAAUAUAGUCACUGGGCAGAAGUUGACCGGCCCCAGCACCAUAUCCGGUUCGCGGAGGAUGACUCUUCUCAACGCCUCGACUGAAAUCCAGCUCAGGUCGAGGAGAAAAGCAGCAAAAAUGCUGGUCGCUGUCGUCAUUAUGUUUGCGUUCUGUUAUUUUCCAGUUCACCUGCUGAGCAUAUUGAGAUACACAAUGGACAUACCCCAGAACGACGUGACAGCCGCCCUGUCAAUGAUGUCACACUGGCUGUGCUAUGCAAAUAGCGCUGUCAACCCUCUUAUCUACAAUUUCAUGAGUGGUAAGUUCAGAAAGGAAUUCAGACGGACUUUCAGCUGUAACCAGUCUUCUCCCAGGCACGAAAACACUCUAAGGUUAAGUUCGUACAGCGGGCGCUACCCCCAUAGGACGGACGUUAUACCCCUAAGCGUCACUUCGAAUUUCGACUUGGACUAAAAAAAUUUUAAAAACAAAAAAGAAAACAUUGAGUUUUCAACGAGAAAAUUGAAUUUUCUUCGUCUCCAUUCCAAUUGCACGGAGCCGCAGUAUUGCCGUGUGGCAAUAGCACAAAUGGAGAUCGUUACGUGCAAACACGUGGUGGGCCGUGGUUACUCGAUAACAUAACGAGAAUAGAUAAUUGUCUCUUAAAAGAAAAUGUGUGUCAUUUAGAAAUUUUAAUUCUACUUUGCGUCACUUUACUCGUUUACCCGUCCUGAAAUAAUCACACCCCCCUUGGAGGCUGGAAGGUCAAUUAUGCCUGAAUCCACCCAUUAUCACAGGAUCCUCUCGAUCCAAUUAAACUCCCACUUUGACAAAUUAUACAAUAUUCUUCUUACCCUAACUAGACAGUGUGAAAUGCGUGUUAUAAAUAUGUUUAUGAAUAUAUUAUAACGACACAGGUAAGAAGUGACAUUUGGUGUUUAUUAUUUCAUUCCUGUCUCAUUUUAAAAUCUGUGAUUGUAUAACAAAUUAUCCUGUAUCGUAUGUUUGAAAAAA